AUGACGUCUAAUCUAACGAAGAAUCUCAAACAGCCGGCCCUGGACUUCUUGUCCUUUGUCAAUGCCUCUCCUACUCCCUUUCACGCCGUCAAUUCGGCCAGGAAUCUCCUCGCAAAUGCGGGUUUCCAAGAGAUCAAGGAGAAAGACUCGUGGGCUUCUACUUGCCGCCCUGGUGGAAAAUAUUACUUGACUCGCAACCAGUCAACUAUAGUGGCUUUCGCAGUUGGCAAGAAAUGGAAGCCUGGAAAUGCGAUCGCCAUGAUCGGGGCUCACACGGACUCCCCCGUGCUGAGGAUCAAGCCCGUUAGUAAUAAACGUGGUGAAGGUUACAUCCAAGUCGGCGUCGAGACUUACGGCGGCGGUAUUUGGCAUACUUGGUUUGAUCGUGAUCUUGGAGUUGCAGGUCGCGCGAUGGUUCGAACAGACGACGGUUCUAUUGUCCAAAAACUUAUCAAGAUUGAUCGACCAAUUCUCCGCAUUCCGACGUUGGCUAUCCAUCUGGAGCGCCAGGAGACCUUCUCUUUCAAUAAGGAGACUCAACUGUUCCCUAUCGCAGGCAUGAUUGCUGCGGAACUAAACCGUACUGGCCAAGCCGAGGGUGCCAGCGACAAGAGCAAUACCGCUGCCGAGAGCGAGAAUGCGGAAUUCUCUCCCUUGAAAGCUAUCACAGAGCGCCACCACCCGCAUAUUGUAGAGCUCAUCGCUGCCGAGGCAGGUGUGGAGCCGGCCGAUGUGCUUGAUUUUGAAAUGAUUCUUUUCGAUACGCAAAAGUCCUGCCUAGGCGGAUUGAUGGAGGAGUUUAUUUUUUCUCCGCGUUUGGACAACCUUAACAGCUCCUUCUGUGCUACAGCUGGAUUGAUCGAGUCUGUAGCUGACGAGUCAGCCCUGGACGACGAAUCCACCAUCCGUCUUAUCGCUCUAUUUGACCACGAGGAAAUUGGAAGCAGGACCGCACAGGGCGCCGAUUCUAACGUCCUUCCCGGCAUAAUCCGCCGUCUGUCCGUCCUGCCCUCUACCGCUGGCGAUGUCGAUACAUCGACCGCUUAUGAACAGACUCUGUCCACUUCUUUCCUACUCUCGGCCGACAUGGCCCACGCUGUUCACCCCAACUGGUCCGCCAAGUAUGAAAAUGACCACAGGCCUGAAAUUAAUAAGGGGCCAGUGAUCAAGAUCAAUGCCAAUGCACGCUAUGCGACCAACUCCCCUGGUAUUGUGCUUCUCCAGGAAGUCGCACGCAAGGCUGUAGAGACUGAAGGCGAAGGUGUCCCGCUACAACUCUUUGUCGUUCGUAACGAUUCCAGCUGUGGAAGCACUAUCGGACCUAUGCUCUCUGCUGCUCUAGGGGCUCGGACCCUAGAUUUAGGCAACCCUCAGCUAAGCAUGCACAGUAUCCGCGAGACGGGCGGGACGUACGAUGUGGCGCACAGUAUCCGACUCUUCAAGAGCUUCUUCCAACAUUACGCCAGCACUUCUCAAUCGAUAUUUGUGGAUUAGAUUCUAUUACGAGGUAGUGCGAGGGCUAGUGAAUCCCAAGAUUUUCAAACAU
This is a messenger RNA of Aspergillus nidulans FGSC A4, 1546 nucleotides long. Its product is annotated as M18 family aminopeptidase. Gene Ontology annotation, biological process: proteolysis. The transcript has 6 exons. The coding region runs from base 1 to 1494 and encodes 497 amino acids. The record is from RefSeq and is a predicted model, not a curated record. Lineage: Eukaryota; Fungi; Ascomycota; Eurotiomycetes; Eurotiales; Aspergillaceae. Gene Ontology annotation, cellular component: fungal-type vacuole. Gene Ontology annotation, molecular function: zinc ion binding; aminopeptidase activity.